Molecule: messenger RNA, 858 nt
Organism: Caenorhabditis elegans
Lineage: Eukaryota; Metazoa; Nematoda; Chromadorea; Rhabditida; Rhabditidae
Gene: afmd-2
Product: Alpha/beta hydrolase fold-3 domain-containing protein
Exons: 5
Coding region: 2-820 (272 amino acids)
Molecular function (GO): hydrolase activity
Source: RefSeq, marked reviewed
AAUGUCGGAAAUAGAUCUAACUUCCGAGUACUCGUGCUCCAAACAUUCCAAAAAUCCUGAAACAGCCGGCGAGGAGUUCGACGUGAAAGUUGAAAAAAUAUAUGAAGAUUUAAAAAAUUCAUCGAUUGAACGGCAAGAGGAUAUUCCAUAUUUUCCAAAUGGAGAAAUGACUCGAAUUGAUAUUUGGGGUCCAGAAACUGCGGAAAAAGUAUUUAUAAUGAUUCACGGAGGUUAUUGGCUGAUUGGAAACCGAAAGAAAUGUUUGGCUGUCGUCCACGUGGCACAAAAGCUUGGCUACACUGUAGUCAGCGUGGGAUACGACUAUGCCAACAAGGAUCAUGUAUUGAGCAAGACGAUCGUUGAAGCUUUGGAAGGAGUUCAGUUUGCUCUGAAAAAGUUCAAGAAUGCGAAGAAAAUUGUGAUUGGAGGACACUCAGUCGGAGCACACCUCGCAUUUCAAGCUGUAACACGGAUCCAUGACCCCCGAAUCAGUGGUGCCUACCUCAGCGCGGGCAUCUACAAAAUUCAAGAACUGACUUCCACGACUUAUGGUCACGAUCUUGGGUUGACUUCAGAAGAAGCAGAAACUUGUAGUUGUGAUUAUGAGCUUAUGAAGCAUGUCCGGUUCCCGGUGUUAAUCGCAUGUUGCAGACGGGAAUCCCCAAAGUUGUACCAACAAAAUCAGGAUUUUUCUAGUCAAGUUGCAAAUGCUCAGUACAAGGAAUACGAAAAUGAAGAUCAUUUCACAAUCCUGACAGAGCUCACAAAAGAGGAGAGCAUCGUGUACGCCGACUUCUUCAACUUUCUUUAUUCAAUUUAAUUGUACAUUUUUUUUUCCAAAAAAUAAAAAUCAGAUUU